Molecule: messenger RNA, 2837 nt
Organism: Ictalurus punctatus (channel catfish)
Lineage: Eukaryota; Metazoa; Chordata; Actinopteri; Siluriformes; Ictaluridae
Gene: tradd
Product: tnfrsf1a-associated via death domain
Exons: 6
Coding region: 171-1055 (294 amino acids)
Biological process (GO): positive regulation of canonical NF-kappaB signal transduction; extrinsic apoptotic signaling pathway
Cellular component (GO): tumor necrosis factor receptor superfamily complex
Molecular function (GO): transmembrane receptor protein tyrosine kinase adaptor activity
Source: RefSeq, a predicted model, not a curated record
UCACGAAGUAAUUACGUAGCCGCGUUCCCACACUGACCAACUUAGGCACUGUGUUUUGUCCGACUUUUAAAACAACUUCUUUACUCCAGAGCGUUGCUGUUUUUGUUCGGAAAAGGCCCUUUCCAUCGGCGUGCUCUGAGCAGAACAGAGGAGUUUGGAAUGCUCAGAAAAUGAACGGAAACACAGAUACAUCCAAGUCGGCUGUGAGCAGUGUGGAGAAUCGGGCGUGGUCAGGGUGCGUGGUGUUGUUCCUGCGCUGCUGUGGUCCAGAACCUGAUCUUCUGUCCUUCUACAAAGACCAGCAGGAGAAGUUCAGUGUCUUCAAGACCAUUAAACUCACUCUGUCAGAUGUUGCAGGUGGACUCGAUGGUUAUGAAAUCCUCAAGCUUCAUGACGCUGAUCCGUUCCUGGGAGUGGAGCUGAAGUUCAUGGACAUCAGUCCCUGUAGGCGUUUCCUGGACAGCUACUCGUGUGGCUCGCUGCUUCAGUUCCUGUCCCAGCAUGCAUCACGCCUGCUCUCCAUUCCUGACGGUGUGAGCGUGGAGGCCAUGCUCAAGGCAGGAACAUACACCUUGGACCACAGCCUUCAAGAUCAAGAACGCUGUCUACAGCUCAUAUACCAGUCUCAGCCCGUGCGUUUGCGGGAUGACGAGGUCACGCAGCUCGAGCAGCAGCUACAGAACAGCUAUAUCCCCCCCAUCCCGACACAGAAGGAAGUGCCCAAGAACUGCUUCCUGUUCCAGAAACGGCUCUUCGACGACAGGCCUCUGACGCCCGCAGAUCAGCAGUGCUUCGCUUCUCACGUGGGCCGCGAUUGGAAGCGAGUGGGUCGAGCGUUACAGAAGAACUGCCGGGCGCUGAAGGGGACGGCCAUCGACAAUCUCGCUUACGAGUAUGAGAGGGAGGGGCUUUACGAACAGGCCUAUCAGCUACUCAGACGCUUCAUCGAAUCAGAGGGCCGGAACGCCAGGCUGGGGCGUCUCAUCGGCGCGCUGGAGGAUGCCAAGCUGAUCAACAUGGCCGAGAUCAUGUUGGACAUUCAGCCCAGAGAGUGAGGGACUCGAACUGCGUGCGUGUGUGUGUGUGUGUGUGUGUGUGUGAGUCUAACUGGGUCUGGUACCUAAAGGUGUAGAGUUUUUUAGUUUAUAGCUUCAUAUAACAUUUUUAAAAAUGCAGCAUCGUCCAUUUAGGUAAAAGAAUAUAAGAUUAGAUUAAGACAGCGGCAGCGUUGAGAACAUCCUGGUGCUAGUUAUAUAGCUUUCACUCCUGUUGAAUCUGAAUCAGAGUGAAACUGAUUCAUUUGAUUCGUUUGGUUUGCCUUAAAAAAAAAAAAAAAAAAACAACCUUGUUUGAGGUGUGUAGAGAACUGAAAACGCUCGCAUAAAACGGUUUCAUUCUUUGCUCUGAAAAACAAUCCGGGGGGGGCAGGAAAAGCAAAUCUUUUACCAAAUAAGGGCGUGUAGAAAUCGCAAAAAUGACCCGAGCACGGAGAACACGGAGCCAGCCCUGAAUGAAUGAUUAUAUGAUUAUGUAAGGUCUAAAGUGUUUGUAAUUUUGUGUGUCGUAUCCAACUUCUCAAAUUCACAGGACUCAGGGCAUUUCAAGCAGCAUGUUUGAUUCACUUUCCACAGGUGAGUCGAUUCAGAGUCGAUUCACUUUCUCACCGGAGUUCACGAGCGCUCGGACGCUCUCGGGCCCGAGUGUGAUCGCGGUGAGUGUUCUCCCCUGACCUAAAGAACCGCACCGAACACACCAGGGUUCUGUUCAGACUCACUAAACAUUGUGUAUGUGAAGCGUGCUUAACGCUGACGAGAGCUUCGAAGAACGAACAAGUCCAGAGUCGCAGCAGGUCAUCAAUCCUUUUCUCUUUUUUUUUUUUUUCUUUUCUUUCCUUUUUGCAUUCAGAAUCAACUAUAUCAUGAAGAGCUGCACUUGUUCCUGUGUGUGUGUGUGUGUGUGUGUGUGUGUGUGUGUGUGUGUGUGUGUGUGUGUGUGUGUGUGUAUUCACGUCAGGAGCAAGACCAAGAGCCAGUGUUCUACAUUCGGAACCGAGAACUUUUUAUUUUUUAUGUGCAAUCCAGAAACGUGGAACAAACGUUGGCGAGCCCAUUCCUGUCUGCUGCGAGUCCGUGUUUAUCGCUCUGUAUCUGCCUGGUCUUUAAUACGGAACCGAUUCCCUGCGGUAUCGGAUCAACCGUGUAUAAAUGAACUGUUCCGUAUGAAUCGGUCUGUUUCAGCCAGUUAUUCGUGUAAGGAUUAGAUUGCAUGCUUGCUUGUUUUGGUACACGGGAAGCAGAAGGAUGUUUAGAAUCGUAAAUGCUUUUGUAUUAUUUACUCGAUUGAUUGAUUGAUUGAUCGUCUAGCCAUGUAAAGAAUUACAACGAGCGACCAAACGAUCAAAGUGUAGAACAAAGAGCCUUAAAAAAAUAUCCAAAGAGGUGCCAAUAAUUGUCACGUACACGGGAAAUAACGUAACGGUCCAAUUUGUCACUGAGCAAAUAUUUGGGAAGGUUUUCUUCACUCGGUUCCGUGAACGUUCGGUGAAAAUCUCGGAUGUUGUUUACUGCAGGCUGCACUGAAUUGUGGGGAAGAUGGACCCGAUGCCAAUAUGAUUCAUUAUGAAUGCGAAAGAUUAUUCGAUAAAAUGUAUUAAUAAAUAAUAACAGUGGUAAUAAUGAUAAUUGUAUGAAUAAUACAAGAGACAACUACAUCCUUGACGUGUGUGUUGGAGGUAUUUAAAGGGUUUUUCGUUUUUUCUCAUGACCAUGAAUGUCUCUCACUGCUCUAUAUGAAGAAUUUUUUUCUCUCAAAUAAAUCUUUUCAUGUUUGUAGAACAA